UGGCUUCACUUUUAUGCAAAAGAUUAUUGUCAACAGUGUGCAAAGUGGUCUCUGAGAAUGGCCUUUCUCAACAACCUUUUUACCAAAGUGUGUGAACUGUGUAGCUGAUAUCUUGAUUUGUGAGCCUCUCCUACAUCCUGAAAGAAGAUGGCUGCUGAGAAAAAGAAAUUUAAAAUUCCCUCUUCAGUGGAAAUGGACCAAUCCUCAACUGUACUAAAACCUCAAGAUACCCUUGCUGCUUUUAAGAGACAAAAAAUUGAAGAUGAAUCCCGCAAAACUGCAGACAAGAAGAAAACAGCACCAGAUCCUAAUCAAAUUAAGAUUGGUUCCUUUCUCACUUCAUCUAAGCCUUCAGCAACAACAUCUAACACAACAACCAGUGAACCAAGUCGGCAAGGUUCUGCAGUCACUGUAAAAAAAGAUGCAUCAUCAUCAGCAGCAGUAUCUGAAAUGGUAAAUAAAGGGGUAAUAUCUACAAAGCCAACUGAUAUAAUGGUGGCUCCUAUAACAGUGGGUAAAGGAAGUACAAGUAAUGCCCUCAUCGUUAAUCCCCGGCAGAGAGGUAACCCCAUUCUCAAGUCAGUACGCAAUGUAGCCUGGGAAUUUGGAGACAUUGUGCCAGACUACGUGAUGGGAUUAAGUACCUGUGCUCUGUAUCUGAGUUUAAGAUACCACCAACUGAAUCCCAAUUACAUCCACGACAGACUGAAGCAGUUAGGUCGAGCCUACGACCUGCGCAUCAUGCUGGUGCAAGUCGAUAUCAAAGAACCUCACCAUUAUCUAAAGGAACUCGCCAAGAUCUGCAUUCUAGCAGACUGUACACUGAUGUUGGCAUUCACAACUGAAGAAGCUGGUCGAUAUCUUGAGACCUACAAAGUUUAUGAAUUUAAACCACCUGAUGCCAUCAUGGAAAAAACUGAUCACGACUUUGUGUCCAAGUUCACUGAUUGUUUGACAAGUGUGAAGUCUGUAAACAAAACAGAUGCAGUGACGUUGAUGUCAACAUUCAAAACACUGGAAGGUGUCAUGGAGGCUUCCAAAGAAGAUCUGUCUCUCUGUCCAGGGUUUGGACCUCAGAAAGCAAAACGUUUGUACGACGUAUUCCAGGAACCUUUUGUGAAGGCUAAAAAACAAAAUCCGGAAAACCGGUGAUGAUGAAGAAGAUAUCUUGAAUAUUCAAUCCUUGAAAUAUUGGUUUAUUUAUUUUCUGAAGCCAAAAAAAAGUGUUGUUAAACUAAAAGGAAAGGAAUAUUGUGUAUUGUUUCUAGCCACAUGACUUUCAUUGCUACUUUACCAUCACAAAGUAGCAAUCAACAAACAGCUGUGCUCUUAUAUUACGAGGCCCUGCUUAGCAGGCCAAAACUAGUCAACACAAGUACAAAUACAGUCAUGGAAACCUGGAUCCAGGAGUUGCUUCUCACCUUUUGUAAUUAUUUAAAUGUAAAUGAACUGAACUUUAUUAUACAUAAUACAUAUACUUCAAUUAUAUAUGUUCAUUGAAAUAUAGUCAUUUUUUUCACAAGAAUUAUCAAAGCUAUCAUGAACAGUAGACCUUUAAAAUAUAGAGUAUCUUUUUGAAUCCACACAAAUGGCUUUGUCUCUAAAUUUAAGGGGGGAAACUUGAUAUUUUGGCUUUCAAAAUUGCUAACUGCCAAGAGUCAACUGGAAGCACUGAAUAAUGUUUUGUCGAAGCUGUUAUUGUCUGUACUUUUGAGGAUCAAUUAUUUCAUUUUUUAAGUACAAUAUGUGGUUGUUAGUAUACAGAAGUCAGUUAUUGCCUUUUUCAAUCAAAACACAAGAAUUUGCCUAACUCUGAUAUUUAAAUGUAUAAAUUUUGUGUUAAACAGAAUUUUCAAUAAAAGUAAUUAUUUUCAUUCACAAUUCUAUCAGAUUGAGUUCAGAAAAAAUGUGGCGUUAUGCCAACAAAUUCUAUUUCAUUUGACUGUAAAACUAAUAAGUUCAACCCCUACUUUAGAUAAGAUAUUGUUUGUUAUUGAGGAUAAAAACUGUGAGAUGUUAGUUGCACUGUUCAUUUGUCAUGUAUUAUUGAUCAUGAUAUAACAACAUGUACAUGUAUGAACUUAUUUUUGCUGUAUCAUGUUUAUCGUAUUUAUUCUGCAAUAAGCCCAGGGGGCCAACAUUUAAUCUCUGACUGAAAGUAGGGGGUGGGUUUAUAAUAGGACAACACAUAAUCUCUGACUGAAAGUAGGGGGUGGGCUUAUUACAAGAUAAUGAAAAAUCUUUUGCUGGCAUUUCUUCCUAACAGCAAUAUAUAUUGGUGGGCUUAUAACCAUAUAAUAUACAUUAAUGGUACACGCAUUUGUAACUUUGUUUAGUGUCUGAUUUGCACCUUUUUGAUGCCUUAGAAAUAAUUGCUUUACUCUUAUUUUUAUAUUUAAUACACUAUUCAAAUAAGAAUAUUUACCUAUAAAAUUCACUGAAAACUUUCAUUUAAAAGCUGAUCUAUUUGAUGGAAAUGUUCUGGCCAAAUUUGAAUAAUACAUCAAACAUGUACAUUUUGCCCUUUGAGUAGAACAUCUAGAUCUGCACCAUUCCAGAUUUUGUGUUGGUUGUAUUAAACUGUUUGAAGUAAAUUG
Mizuhopecten yessoensis (Yesso scallop) is the source of this 2597-nucleotide messenger RNA. RefSeq names its product DNA excision repair protein ERCC-1-like. The transcript is spliced from 2 exons. Gene Ontology annotation, cellular component: ribosome; nucleotide-excision repair factor 1 complex; ERCC4-ERCC1 complex. NCBI's taxonomy places the organism in Eukaryota, Metazoa, Mollusca, Bivalvia, Pectinida, Pectinidae. The record is from RefSeq and is a predicted model, not a curated record. The coding region runs from base 148 to 1152 and encodes 334 amino acids. Gene Ontology annotation, biological process: meiotic mismatch repair; mitotic recombination; nucleotide-excision repair. Gene Ontology annotation, molecular function: single-stranded DNA binding; structural constituent of ribosome; damaged DNA binding.